This is a messenger RNA of Cyphellophora attinorum, 1419 nucleotides long. RefSeq names its product Protein RDR1. Gene Ontology annotation, molecular function: DNA-binding transcription factor activity. Bases 1 to 1419 code for a protein of 472 amino acids. Gene Ontology annotation, biological process: response to xenobiotic stimulus. The transcript is spliced from 2 exons. Lineage: Eukaryota; Fungi; Ascomycota; Eurotiomycetes; Chaetothyriales; Cyphellophoraceae. The record is from RefSeq and is a predicted model, not a curated record.
AUGUGUACUAGAUAUGAGUACGACUGUACAUACGAUACGAAGAAAGGCGAUACCGCUGCUGCCCUUGAUCCGAGCAAAGCGGCCUCCAGCUCAGCAGCAAAGCGCAUAAUGGUUGAUCACAGCCAAAGCACUUAUGCGACGGACUACGAUAGUGCCACGAAAAGGCCUGUGAUACACACGCCUCCUUCCACUGCUGCAUCUGAAAGCCACGGCGGUCGUGGAUACGCAGGAUCUUGUGCAGCUACCACUUUCCCACACGUGCUGGGCAUAGCUUUGGGUUCAUCCGAAUAUACGGACAUCUUAACGACAAGCUCGUUUGCCUUCAAUUUUGGCAAUCGUCCUGAAGAGUCGUCUAAGAAUCGUCCUGAUCUAGGUACGCUUAUCUCGCAAGCGUUCCUGGCACAAUACUCGGAAGUAUUCUUCUCCAGUCUGGCGACUGUCAUCGACUUGAUAGACCCAGCCGUAUACACACGGCGGUGUCGGCACUACUACGAUCAUGAUCGAUAUAGCGGCACUGCCAUUGCGUUCUCUGCGGUUGCUGCUGGUGUAUGCGCAAUAGGAUCAUUCCUGUCACCCAACAGAUGCGAACGAGAGUCCGAUCUCGUCCAAUAUGCCAAGACGAUUCUAGAUGAUACGUCUUCUAUCCGUCUACCAGAUGUCGACCAUGUCAUUGGAUGGGGCUUUCGUAUGCUCUAUCUGCGCGCCACAAGCCGCCCCAAUAACGCGUGGUUGGCAUCGUGUACGCUCAUGCAUUUGUGCGAGGCGGUGGGUCUGAAUGACGAGAACGCCAUUCAAAGGAUCACUUCUGCGCCCGAUGCUGCCCUAUUGGGACACACUGUGAACCAGCUGAGACGAGUGUUUUGGAUCGCAUGGGCUGGACACAGCCUGCUCUCGUAUGAGUACGAUCGAUCGCCUGUCAUAUUUGGUACGCUCAAGAUGGGCAUACCAGAGGAGGCUGUCGAAAGUGCCAUUGCUUUUGGUAAGGCGGCCACCGAAGCGGCUGUACAGCUCGCGGCGCAGGGCUGUCUGUUCUGGAACGUCAUAAGCAGCGUGUUUCAGUAUGCCUGUGUGCUCUUGGCCAUAGACAGCCCGGUUGCGUCUGAGCAUAUACCAGGUGUGUUUGCAGCGCUGGAGCAGGUCGCGAAUAGUGCCAAUACGCGAUUGAUGCGAGAGACGUUGUCAAUCGCGCGGCAUCUGCUGGGCCUACGGUUAGCGAAGAAGCGCAAGGAGCUAGCGCAGCUGGAAGGCAUCGGAAGCGCCCAGUCAUACGAGCAUCAGCCAGAUCAGCUUGGGCCGACAAGUCACGGGACGGCUAGUACGACUGAUAUCAACGCAGCAGAAUUCGACUUUGAUCUGGAUUGGGACCAGUUCACAAUUGAGCCGUUUCUGUCCAUGUUUGGGCCGGACAGCGGACUGUAA